GUUAUCGAAUUUGGGCUCAUAAUGGAGCAAGAAGCUCAAUCGUUCUUCGAUUCGGCCCCGCCUCUCCGAUGGACGAUGUGGUCGCGAGCGUGAAUCGCUUCUUGGAUAUCUGGAAGGCGGCAUCGGCCAUCGGCCAAGGUUUAUCCUUACUAGCAUUUCUCAUAUUUUGGAGCCGAAUCGCGUGAUUCUAGAGGAGGCGCAUUGCCGUUGUUACAUCCGGGGGCACGACCGUGCCCUUGGAGCGACGAUGCGUUAGGGUCAUUGACAAUUUCAGCUCGGGGAGUCGAUCGGGAGUCGAUGAGCAGCCUCCACAGAGUACUUUUGGCUGCAUGCAAGAAUGUCUCGAGCCUGUGGAUGGAUCAAUCCGGGUACGAGAAAAAUGGUUUGAUGUUGUGACUCGGGCAGUCACAGGACAUCAUUCUGCGGUGCUCCAGAAGAAGCUGUUGAAGCUCGAGUUCACUACGCUCUUCGAGUACCUCCAAAUUUUAGAGAUUGUUGGAGCUGCCAUGAAACCAGUUGGCAGGCAUGCUAUGUUUUACUUUGCAGCGGCUGUCUCUGACUUCUACAUCCCUUGGAACUCCAUGGUAAGAACUUCUCGUCUUCUCUUGUUUUGUUUUCGGUGGAAAUCUCAAAAAUAAUCUUCUCUAA
Selaginella moellendorffii is the source of this 648-nucleotide messenger RNA. RefSeq names its product phosphopantothenate--cysteine ligase 2-like. The transcript is spliced from 5 exons. NCBI's taxonomy places the organism in Eukaryota, Viridiplantae, Streptophyta, Lycopodiopsida, Selaginellales, Selaginellaceae. The record is from RefSeq and is a predicted model, not a curated record. The coding region runs from base 330 to 638 and encodes 102 amino acids.